This is a messenger RNA of Acanthopagrus latus (yellowfin seabream), 9578 nucleotides long. Its product is annotated as protein unc-13 homolog B-like. Gene Ontology annotation, molecular function: diacylglycerol binding; calmodulin binding; calcium ion binding. Bases 644 to 7225 code for a protein of 2193 amino acids. Gene Ontology annotation, cellular component: synaptic vesicle membrane; presynaptic membrane; presynaptic active zone cytoplasmic component. Gene Ontology annotation, biological process: presynaptic dense core vesicle exocytosis; neuromuscular junction development; synaptic vesicle maturation. The record is from RefSeq and is a predicted model, not a curated record. The transcript is spliced from 34 exons. Lineage: Eukaryota; Metazoa; Chordata; Actinopteri; Spariformes; Sparidae.
CCCUGGAAGGAAUUAAGAUCAAUCAGGAGAUGUGAGGAUGUGAAAUAGAGAGAGGCAGGAGGAAAGAGAGAUGAGUGAAAGAGAGGGAGAGAGAGGAGGAGGAGGAGGAGACUGUGGCGAGUGGAGGCAGAGAGGGGAAGUGGAAUAGACCGCUGGGAUGCGACUCAGUGAGCGCUGUGAUCAAGACAGAGGGGAGUACAGGAGAAUACAGGGAAAGUGACAGAGAGCGCUGUGAUUGACACGCCGGUCAUGAGAAAAAGAAAAGAAGAACCUGGCAAAUGUCAUUCCUUUUUGAUUCCCGUCUGAUCGGCUGGUAUCUUCUGAUUUACUGUAGAGCUGAGUGAAUUAAUUGGUUUUCCUCGUCACUUCAAAGGUUUUUUGUCUCGCAUAUCUAAAAAAAAAAAAAAAAAAAAAAUGACGUAAAGAGGUGCAACCGAUCUCCGAGUGCUCUUUGGGGAUUGUCUGUUGGAUUGUGCCGUCAAACUUGUUGUUCCACCACCUUGGCUCAGCCUCUUUGCUCCGUGAGUCAUGGACCAGUGACAUUACGUGGUUAAGUUGAAUAAGCUUUCAUCAAGCUUGAUUAAUGAACUAUGAAACCGAAGGCAAUUUGAUAGUAACUCCCACUGACGAUGUGGGGAAUUAGAUGAGGACCGACUGCUCUCUGAAGAAUAUGUUCUCCAGGAAUCGCUUCAAUGGACAACAUGGAGCUGGUGUUGCCCCUAAAGGAGGCACAAAGGCAAAAGUCCACUCUCCCAAAAAGAGGGCACCAAACCCCAGGGUAGCACUGGUCAUUCGGGGUAAAAUACAUCGUCUCUUGCAAGGUUCCACAGAUCAUCAUGUACCUGAGUCCAACCUGUACUAUGCAGGUAUUGAGGAGGAGGAGGGGGAAACACAGGAGGGCAGAAAGGAGCACAGAAGUGUAUAUCCUAAGGUUAGCUCCAGGGCUGAAGCCUAUUCACCAAAAGUGUCAAAUGGAAAAGGACAUGGAGCACCACCUGGACCACCAUGUGUGGGAGAGGUGGAGCUGAACAGAGAGGGAUGUAUAAGAAUACCCUGCACCUUGCAACAUAAAAGCCGCAGAUCUCCAGGGAAUAUCAAACGAAUCUCCUUUGAGGGGGAAAUUCGGACAACUCCUGAGCAGAUGGGACCACCCCAACACUACAGUCCAUUAGGCUCAGACAUAAAUGGUACUAAAUUUGCAGGAGAAGCUCGCAGGGAUUUUGCCUCACCCUGUAUUCGGCCAAAGAGACCCUACUCCACUGGGGACUGUGUUGACUACAACUUCAACAGAGCUCUCCCUGGUACACUGCUGGAAGAGGAUGAAGAUAAAGAGGAGGAGUCAAGUGCUGUCAUUGAGCACAUUCUUAAAGAACUGAGGGGGAUCAACAAGAUCCAGGAGGAAAUCUCCGACCUCAGGGAUUACCUGACCUCUGUUCGUGGGUCAGUUGAGGAAGUAUCAUCCUGUGUGGAUGCUGUAUUGUUGGAGAUUGAGGGCAUUCGUUCCAGCAACAAGGCUGGUUCAGGGGUACAUGCAGGUACCUGGUCAGGGGUAGGGUGUAAAGAUGGACAAUCCCCCCGCCGAAGGCCUGCUAGUGCUUAUGGGAGUUUGGGGAGUGCAAUGCCAAAGUCUCGUUCAAAUUUUUUCCCCCAAGUCCCUAAUGAGCGCCAUAGCAUUCACGGAGAAUUACUGUUACCCAGGCCAGAGGAAUCUACUGUGUCCCCAAUAUCUGAAUCAGUGGAUCAUCAGGAGCUGGAAGAACAAGAGGAUACUUCUGACCAUAGCUCGGAUAUCCCAGAAGGCGCCAUAGCAAGAAAACUCAGCUUUGGCUACCUUGAAAGGCAGGAUGGCCAAGACUGUCCAAGCACCAGCUCCUUGUCUUCUGGUCAUAGUUCUAAGUCUGAGUCAGAUCUAGAGAGACCAUCAUGUAGACAUGGAAGGAAGCAGCAAAGAGCUGAUGAUGGGGAGGAACACUGGACUAGCAUUGGACCACCACACAGUGCCACUGGGGAAUCUGAAUGGCAUAGAGAAACUGCUUACCUUAGCGGCAGGAGUUUAGGUGAGCAUGAAGGUGACAGCCCUCUUUGCUGUGAGGGAGCUAGUAGCUGGGAUCAUUACAGAGGUGCAGGAGGAUAUGGUACAUCCGGGCAGUGCUCCACAGAAAGUUCAGAACAUCUCUCUGUUCGUUCUGGGAAACAUUACAACUCACCUGCCAGCACUUCUAGCAGGGACGAGUGGCAGUCACGGAGGAGAAGGCCUCAGACCAAAUCUGGGAUUCAUGUUCCAACAGCUACCAACCUUGAAAACCCUACCGCAGGAUAUGAGUGUGCUGCAGAUUUUCCCUACCCUCAAAGUUCUGGUUACCAUUCAGUUGAUGGGCAUGAUGGAGAUGCCGAGGAAUUUGAGUACAGGCAAUCAAAUGACCUGAGCUACAGGACAGACUGUCAAGUUGACAGUUAUCAGGAAAAUUACUUAGACUAUGAAGAGUCAUCAGCAGUGACAUGGAAUGAGUCAUCUUUAUAUACCACUGUAGCUGAUGUUGAUCAACCAUAUAUCCAAGAGACUGAAGCCAGUAACCAAAGCUUAGAAAAUCGACUCCCUCUCUCUGACAAUCCAGAUAUCCAAGCUGGUGGUUUCACUGUCAAGCGCAUAGGCCGAGCUGUACUUGAUUUUAGCUCUGCCUUGCGGGGAGCAUUGCGCAAACUUGAAGUACCUGGACCACAGAAUCCUGGAGAGGAAACAGACUUUGAAAUAUCAAUGCCUUCUGAUCUGCCUGCAGCUGAGUUUACUUCAAAACCUUUAUGUUACGAGGCACAAUUUGAACAAACAUCUGACAAAAUACCGAAAGGUGAAGUGGUAGAUCAUAGGAAUGCUGUAGGGGAAUUAAGCAAAAACAAUACUCUAGACAAGUUAGAUAUUUUCUCUGUGGAACCUAUGCUUGAGGAGGCCACCAACAGCCUUACUUUGGAGUCCAAAGACAACUGCCACUAUCCCACUUCUUCGGACAAGGUUCCUCCAUGCACAGAAGAACUUUCGAUCUGCCCUGACCCAAUUUCCAGUCACACUGCAGCACUGCCUCCACCUGAUGGCCUUAGAGAACAGCCUGCAGAAGGCCCUGCAGAUCUAACCGUUGUAGCCCAGCUUUCGCAGUUCACACCUGCAGAAUCCCUCUCAGUUUCCCUCUUGACUGAUGAACCUGCAGCACCAGAGGAGCAGGGAGAAAAUGAGGUACCACAGCCACAACAGUCCACCACAGACUCUGUGGCUCCAGUGGGCAAAGCAGAAGGAGAUGCAGCAGAGCAACCCACAGAGAUAAGUCAGAUGGAUGAACGCAGGCUAAAGUGCCUGAGGACCUUUCAGCAGAUUCUGAGGGAGAAGAGGGAGACCAGGCGCAACCUCACCAGUAUGACCAUGUCCACCUUCUCUCAAGAAGACUUUGAGCCAGACGGAAGUCAAGAUGGAGAUCAGAGCCGAGAUCAAGAUAACGACCCCAGCAAGCACCCGUGGGCCAAGCCAGGGGGAAACGCGCCCUUUGGUAUUGACAGCAUGCCAGACCUCCGCAAGAGGAGGCCCAUUCCCCUUGUUAGUGAACUGGCUAUGUCUAUGAUACAGUCCAGGAAAGCUGGACUCGCCCACACGCUGGCCACACGGACCUCCCUGAAAGACGAAGAGCUUAAGAACCAUGUGUACAAGAAGACCCUCCAAGCUCUGAUCUACCCUAUCUCCUGCACCACGCCCCACAAUUUCGAGGUGUGGACGGCCACCACGCCCACCUACUGCUACGAGUGCGAGGGUCUGCUGUGGGGCAUCGCCCGGCAGGGUAUGCGUUGUGCGGAGUGCGGAGUCAAAGUGCAUGAGAAAUGCCAAGAGCUGCUGAACGCUGACUGUCUGCAAAGAGCAGCGGAGAAGAGCUCCAAGACCGGGGCAGAGGACCGGACGCAGCACAUCAUCAUGGCUAUGAAAGACAGGAUGAAGAUCCGCGAGAGGAACAAGCCCGAGAUCUUCGAGGAGAUCCGGAAGCUGUUCAACGUCACCAAGAUGGUUCAUGUCCAGCACAUGAAGAGCAUCAAGCAGAGCGUCCUGGACGGCACCUCCAAGUGGUCGGCCAAGAUCAGCAUCAACAUCGUCAGUGCACAGGGUCUCCAGGCCAAGGACAGGACGGGCUCCAGUGACCCGUAUGUCACGAUCCAAGUUGGGAAGACCAAGAAGAGAACAAAGACCAUCUACGGCAACCUGAACCCAGUCUGGGAGGAAAAGUUCAGCUUUGAGUGCCACAACUCAUCAGAUCGUAUCAAGUUGCGGGUUUGGGAUGAAGACGAUGACAUCAAGUCACGAGUGAAGCAGCGUCUGAAGAGGGAAUCUGAUGACUUCUUGGGUCAGAGCAUCAUCGAGGUCCGAACUCUUAGCGGAGAGAUGGACGUCUGGUACAACUUGGAAAAGAGAACAGACAAGUCGGCGGUGUCUGGUGCCAUUCGUCUUCAGAUCAGUGUGGAGAUCGAGGGGGAGGAGAAGGUGGCACCCUACCACGUACAAUACACGUGCCUUCAUGAGAACAUCUUCCACUACUCAACAGAUGUGGAGGGAGGCGGCGUGGUGAAGAUCCCAGUGGCUCAAGGAGAUGAUGCAUGGAAGGUUUACUUUGAUGAGGUGCAACAGGACAUCGUGGACGAGUUCGCCAUGCGCUACGGCAUUGAGUCCAUUUACCAGGCCAUGACCCAUUUCUCUUGCCUGUCCUCUAAGUACAUGCUGUCAGGGGUGCCGGCAGUGAUGAGCACCCUGCUGGCCAACAUCAAUGCCUUCUACGCCCACCCCACCGCCUCCACCAACGUCUCUGCUCCGGCCAGAUUUGCAGCCUCCAACUUCGGGAGAGAUCGUUUUGUGAAGCUCCUCGAUCAGCUGCACAACUCCCUGCGUAUCGACCUCUCCAUGUACAGAAACAACUUCCCAGCCAGCAACAAGGCACGCCUCAGCGACCUCAAGUCAACGGUGGACCUUCUCACGAGCAUCACCUUCUUCAGGAUGAAGGUCUUGGAGCUGCAGAGUCCCCCCAGGGCCGCCAACGUGGUGCGGGACUGCGUCAAGGCCUGCCUGAACUCCACCUACGAGUACAUCUUCAACAACUGUCUGGAGCUCUUCAACCGGCAGUUCCAGCCAGCCGUGCAGCCACCCGAGCCAGAGAAGAAAAAGAAGCAGAAGAAGAAGAAGGAAAAAGUGGAAGGAGAGGAGGGGGAGGAGGAGGAGGAGGAGGAUGAAGAGGAAGAUGAGGAGGAGGAAGAGGAAGAGGAGAAGAAAGAGGAGAGCCAGCAGGAGGAGCAGGGCCCGAGCAUCCAGAAUCUGGACUUCUGGCCUAAACUCAUCACGCUCAUCGUGUCCAUCAUUGAGGAGGACAAGAACUCCUACACGCCCAUCAUUAACCAGUUUCCUCAGGAACUUAAUGUGGGUAAAGUCAGCGCUGAGGUCAUGUGGAUGCUGUUCGCUCAGGACAUGAAAUAUGCCCUGGAGGAACACGAGAAGCACAAGCUCUGUAAGACUGCAGACUACAUGAACCUGCACUUCAAGGUCAAGUGGCUUUACAACGAGUAUGUUAUGGACCUGCCCGCCUUCACAGACGCUGUGCCUGAGUACCCUGCGUGGUUCCUUCAGUUUGUCCUGGCCUGGCUGGCUGAGAACGAGGAGGUGUCGAUGGAGUUCAUGCACGGAGCGCUGGAGAGAGACAAGAGAGAAGGGUUCCAGCAGACGUCUGAGCACGCGCUGUUCUCCAGCUCGGUGGUGGACAUCUUCACUCAGCUCAACCAGAGCUUUGAGAUCAUCAAGAAGCUGGACUGCCCCGACCCGACGGUGGUGGGACAUUAUAACCGACGCUUCGCCAAGACGAUCACCAAAGUGCUGCUGCAGUACUCUGCCCUGCUGGCCAAGAGCUUCCCCUCCUACUGUGAGAAGGAGAAGAUACCCUGUGUGCUGAUGAACAACAUCCAGCAGAUGAGGGUCCUGUUGGAGAAGAUGUUUGAGUCGAUGGGGGCGAAACAGUUGGAUACAGAGGCAGCUGACAUCCUCAAUGACCUGCAGGUGAAGCUCAACACCGUCCUGGACAACUUCAGCACUGUAUUUGCCAAGAGUUUCCAGACUCGUAUUAACGGCUGCAUGCGUCAGAUGGCUGAGAUCCUCUACCAGAUCAAAGGCCCACCCAACCACAACACUGCAGAGGCAGAUGCUGACACCAUGCUGAGGCCCCUCAUGGAGUUCCUGGAUGGAAACCUGAGCAUCUUUGCCGACGUCUGUGAGAAGACAGUGCUGAAGAGAAUCCUGAAGGAUCUGUGGAAGAUCGUCCUGAGCAGCCUGGAGAAGACCAUCGUCCUGCCUCAGAGCAACGACAGCCUAGGUGCCCAGCUCCUCACAGCCGCGAAAGGACUGUCUAAUCUCAAGGGAGGCGGUGAAGCCAAAACCUUGACGCCCAAACAGUGUGUGAUUAUCGAUGCAGGGCUGGAGUCCAUCAAGCAAUACUUCCAUGCAGGAGGAAACGGGCUGAAGAAGGCUUUUGUCGAGAAAAGCCCUGAACUGGCCUCACUGCGUUACGCCCUCUCCCUCUACUCCCAGAGCACCGAUGCUCUCAUCAAGACCUUUGUCACCACACAACACUCUCAAGUGCAUGAUGGGAUGGGCAUCAGGAUCACUGGCAAUGAGAAGAUUCGACCUGACAGGGGUGCCGGGAUAGAGAAGCCCAUCGGAGAGGCCAUUCUUCAGAUCGACAUGAUGCUCGGGAAGGAACGCAAAAUCAAUGUCAGAGUCAUCGCAGUGAAUGAUAUGAAGUGGCAGACGUCCGGGAUGUUCCGGCCUUUCGUCGAAGUCUCCAUGGUCGGUCCCUUCCUGGCCGACAAGAAGCGCAAGUUCACCACAAAGUCCAAGAACAACAGCUGGUCGGCAAAGUUCAACGAAGCUUUCCAGUUUGUCCUGGGUAAGGAGUCCCCAGACUGCUAUGAGCUCCAGCUGACGGUGAAGGACUACUGCUUCGGCCGGGCGGACCGGGUGGUCGGCAUGGCCAUUGUUCAGCUGCGGGACGUCGCCGACCGCAAGAGCUGCGUGUGCUGGUGUCCGCUGGGGCCGCGCAUUCAAACUGACGAGACGGGCAUGACGGUGAUGCGUAUCCUGUCCCAGCGGCCUGCUGACGAGGUGGCCAAGGAGUUUGUCAAGCUGAAAUCUGAAACUCGUCCUGUGGAGGAGGGCAGAUGAGCAGCAGAAACACUGACUGACUCGAGAUGGGAGAUAGGUGGAAAAGGUGAAAAUAAGACAUGGAUAAUGGUCAGAGAUUAUAGAGUCAGGGCUACGCAUUGAUCCCAACUUUGUCUGAUGUUUAUGAGCACUGUCAUCUUCAUCCUGAGUGAACACAGACUUUGAGAUUCUGACUGACAGUAUUCAACACCGAUGAGAUCCUUCAAAAGAAACCGUACGAAGAAGCAAGCUGUCGUAGUUUGCUGAGAACUAGAAGUACGUUUUGGAAGGACGUGGUCUCUCCGAAUGUUGAAAAAGAAGAACACAUAGCAUUACAAUCAAGCAACAUGUGUUUAAAUCACCAACUCUGUGGUCAAACAUAGUUUUAGUUCACCUCCUGAUCUUCUAAGGGAAUGACUAUGACUAUUUUGGCUAUCUGUAGCAAAAUCAAACAUAUGUGUCACACGUUGGCCUUCAGAGCUGACCUCACAACGCUAAUCCAUAGCUUCUUACCAAACAUCCAUUCACUGGAGAGAGCGGAUUUGUGUCUUUGUCUAAUUCACAGUGUGGGAAGAAAUUGAGGUUAGAAAGGUGUUAGUUGUUAAACUGAAUGGACCUUCUGAUUGCUUUUAAAUGACUGUUUACCAAACUAAAGUAACUAUGACAUGACAUGAGUUAAAUUGGAGGAGGUCACCAACCAGUUAAUGUCACAAAAAAACACAUUAAAAUGAGAAAAUGUCAUACUCGCAAAUUGUAAAUUUGGAGAUUUAGCUGAUAAUGACAAUGAUUCCCAAAAAGGAGGGGAAAAAAAAGAAAAAGCUUUUGGUUUAUUUUUCAUGUAGCCGCAAAGUGUUUUAUUCCUGCCACUAGAGGGCUCUAAACCAAAACAAACUAACAGACAUAGGUAGCAUGGGAUUGUGGGAGUUGCAAAAAAAAUGAAAUACCAUCGCAGAUGAAAAUCUUUUUAAGUCUCAUUCACAGGCUUCUUUCCUCACACUCUGACUUUCUCCCACGCAUUCAUUGACAGGCAACUGAACGAAACUCAAUCAAAUGCUUUAACUUUACUUAAAUGCAGCCUUUAAAAACAGGAAAAGAUAAAACCUAUGCCAUGUCAUGAUGAAUGAUAUCCAAAUCUACGAUGAUACCAAGUCUAAUGUCAUGGUACCGAUUGAAUAUAUGUUGUAAAACCUUGAAAAGACAGAAAAUGAUGAAAUACAUCGCCUUAAAAAAAAAAUGCUGGCUAGCUAACGUAGCUAGCUCACACACUCAGUGGGAUUCAGGGAGACUUGUGUAGUAAAAAGGUAUUGAUUUUUUUUCAGAGGCAAAGAAUUAUGGGAAUAGUAGUUUAAAGUGUGCGACUGACUGACCUCUGGACUGUGGCCUGUUGAACAAAGCGCAGCUUCUCUGCACUGAGAAGAAACACAGUGUCAGAAGUUUUUAAUUUAGCGCCUCUGUUUUUUCCAAGUGUCAAACUGUGACUGUGAACACUGUUUACCCGUCCACCUGCUCUGAAUGGAAAUGACCAAAAGCUGACAACCUGUUUUGGUUAACACCUUUUAAUGCAGGACCAGAAAUGGACCUGUAUUUUUUUCCAUCUACUUUUACAGUUUUAAAUUGGAUGAGAACAAAGUUUUUUUUUUUAAAUGCCACAGCCUUGCCACGCAUGCAUAGUCACUGGACCAAUCUUAUGUUUCUGGAUACCAGAUUAGGCACACUACAAUCCUGGACUGUGAUGGAAAUAAUAUCAUGCAGACAGGUUGUUCAUUUGAAUGAAGUGAGACCGGGUUUUGAUCCACACUCUUGUCUGUUUACUACGUGCCAAGGAACGCAACUGUUCAGCCAGCCAUGUUGAACUAGCUCCCUCCAUGUAUUUUGGGUUGCUCGCUAACAGAUGUGGCCACUGUGGAUGUCCCCCUUUUUUGCUUCUGGUUCACCAAAACUAGCUGCACUUAGGCUCUAAACUGAACAGGAUCUAUUUUGUAGAACUUAGAUGAGAUAGUCCCGCAUUGUGUUGUUGGUUCUGCUGUUGGAAAAUGAGCAAAUAUUGGUCUGCAGGAGGGAAUAUAACUGCAUAAAAGGGGAUUUUUUUUACAAUGGCCACAACUGUAGUGACGACUGAACUCUUGCACUCUGUUUAAAAUAACUGUAAGUUUGUAAAAAAAAUAGAUAAAUAAUAAAUACAAAUAAAAGCCUACGACCAGAGCAUGUAUUUAUUGUAUACAAAGUCAGCUAGAAUUGUGAUCUUUUUCAUGUAUGUAGUGUGAAAUAUGAAGACUGAUCAAAUGUAUGUAAAGUAGUUAUCAUUAUUCUAAUGUGACAUAUGUUGAAUAUACUUGUAACAAUAUUUUGUACAUAAAAUAUUUAUGAAUCAAGA